This is a messenger RNA of Rhododendron vialii, 1022 nucleotides long. RefSeq names its product PLASMODESMATA CALLOSE-BINDING PROTEIN 3. NCBI's taxonomy places the organism in Eukaryota, Viridiplantae, Streptophyta, Magnoliopsida, Ericales, Ericaceae. The record is from RefSeq and is a predicted model, not a curated record. The transcript has 4 exons. Bases 81 to 689 code for a protein of 202 amino acids.
CAGUUCACCGAACACCCUCUUUAAAGCAUCCUAGCAUUAAUCUCUCCCAGUUAAUCUCCAUCCGCAAUCUUGCAACAAUCAUGGCCGUGAUUGUCCUGUGUUUAGUGCUUUUCUUGGCCGUGACUGGUCAUUCUGAGGCAAGCUACUGUGUGUGUAAAGAUGGACUGGGUGACACAGUUUAUCAAACAAACAUUGAUUAUGCCUGUGGAAAUGGAGCUGAUUGUUCAACAAUCAUGCAAAAUGGCGCUUGCUAUCAACCAAACACCAAGAAGGACCACUGCAACUAUGCUGUCAACAGCUACUUCCAGAGGAAGAACCAAAUCAAUGGGUCCUGUGAUUUUACUGGCUCCUGCACCGUCGCUUCAACUCUCGCCAGCUCUAAUACCAAUUGUGUUUAUCCUGCAAGCCCCAGCACUGCAGGAACCAUAGGCACCACCCCAUCAACAGGCACAGGCACAACACCAUCAACAGGCACAACUACAGGCACGACCCCGACCACCACGACCGGCGGCACCACCAGCACAACUCCCUCCUCCGUCUUCGGCCUCGGCCCCACCGGGAGCGGAAGCAUAACCAACACAGACAGCAAGGCCACCAGUGUGACACUCCACCAAACCAAGCACCUGCUUUGCUCACUCACCCUAACCCUGCUGCUUUCUGGCCCCAUGCUUUUUAGCCUUUUGAAAUGACUUGGGGAUGGUAUUGAGAGCCACUUCAGCUUUUGGUUAAGAGCAUGUGAUUCUAGUGGGGAUGGUGGGGUAGGCAGCAGGGAAUCGUCUGGACACCACUUAGCUAGCUAGGGUCCUUUUUGUUUUGUUCUUCCUAUGAAAAGAGAGGUGGGAAUAGGAUUCCUUUUUCGAGUGGUGUUCUCAUUGGGGGUAGAGAAGAACCUGAUCUCUUCUUUUUAAGAUUUUUCCUUCUUUUCUUGUGUAUCUAAGAGAGAGAAGCCAGCAGUAGUAUAUUUUUUAUUUAGUUUUAAUGAGAAUAUGGUUACCCCAUUUAUAUUAUAGAUUAUUUGAUUA